Candidula unifasciata is the source of this 2394-nucleotide messenger RNA. The record is from the annotation of a GenBank genome assembly. Lineage: Eukaryota; Metazoa; Mollusca; Gastropoda; Stylommatophora; Geomitridae.
AUGGCUGUGUCUGAUACUGGGAAUUCAUCGUCAAAUACCUGUGAGACUGUGGCCAAAUUCGGAAGCAACACAACCCAUAUCUUUUUGUAUGACAAGUACAACGGCAUCCCAGAUACACUGAUCAUUAACGUUGUAGCAUUUGUGUGUCUCUUGCUGCUGUUCACCAUACUAAGAAAAAUAGCCUGGGACUAUGGAAGACUGGCUUUGGUAAACCGGACUGAAGAGAAUUUACCAUUUCAGGAUGGCAAGUCCAGAUAUAAUGUAUGGACCUCUUUGUUCUUUGGAGACAGAGAUGGGAGACUGCUGCAGGGCUCCGAGGAAUCCUUGGACACCGCUGUCACAUCACAGGAUAAGGGAUUGUUCAGAUGGAUAGUGGCUUUCUGGAAACUGAGAGAUGUGGACAUUCUCAACAAGUGUGGCCGAGAUGCUAUGCAGUACCUGUCCUUUCAGCGUUACUUGAUGAUCUACGUGGCCAUUGUGACAGUGUUGUCCGUGGGUGUUGUCUUGCCCAUCAAUUUCCAGGGAGAUUUAUUGGGGACAGCUGUUGACUUUGGGCACACAACCAUUGGAAACCUGAGGCAGGACAAUCCACUACUUUGGGUGCACGCUGUCAUGUCUGUUUUGUACCUGGUCAUUGUUAUUGCUGUCCUGAGCCACUUCCGCCUCAAUCUGGACGUGGAAGAGGAUGAACAGGUGAGCCGGACACUGAUGAUUUCAAACAUUCCCAAGAAUAAGUGCUUCCACAGCCCAAUACUACAACACUUUCAAGAAGCCUACCCAGAAGCCACGGUGACAGACAUUCAGUUUGCCUAUGAUAUUGCUGAUUUGGUAUUUCUAGACAAACGAAGGAAGCGAGCUGCUGAAGCGAGGAUGUACUGUGAGAUGGAGCACAGAAAAACUGGUCAGCGGCCAAUGAUGAGGCCAGUGGUGUGUGGGCAAAUCUGCUGUUGCUGUGCCGAGGUGGAUGCCAUCAACUUUUACCAAGAGGAAGAGGCCAGGCUCAAGAAAGCUUGUGAAGAAGAGAAACUGUCAGCCUACCAGACACCGCUGGGCAUUGCUUUCAUCACUUUAGCCUCUGAGGGACAAGCACAAAGGAUCCGAACUGACUUCCGUGCCAACUGUAAGGGAACACACAAUCCACAGAUGUCCAGCCUCUACCAGGAGCUUCAGGUGCAGAACUGGAUGAUGCAUUUUGCCCCAUCUCCGGAGAACAUCUACUGGGAGAAUCUGUCAGUUCCAGACUGGCGAUGGUGGACAACGGCUAUCUGCAUCAACGGUAUCCUGAUUGUCAUCUUGUUUUUCCUGACCACACCCAUCAUGUUCCUACAUCUCUUGGACAUGCUCAACAUUGAUAUCAAGAAGCCGGUGGAGAAUCUGCAUAGCGCCUACCUGGUCCAGUUCUUGCCUACCCUACUGCUAUGGAUCUUCUCAGCCUUGUUGCCUAACCUUGUCUACUGGUCCGACCAGUUGAUUGGGCACUGGACCAGAACAGCAGAGCAUCAUUCAGUUAUGAGGAAAACUUUCAUCUUUCUACUUCUGAUGGUUCUCAUUCUUCCUUCUUUGGGAUUCACUAGUGCCCAAGGAUUGUUUGAGUGGAUAGUGAAGGACAAAGAGCACAAGCUGAGAUGGGAGUGUAUCUUCCUGCCAAGCAAUGGCUCCUUCUUUGUCAACUACAUUAUCACUGCUGCUUUCAUUGGAACCACACUGGAGCUUCUCCGAUUCUCUGAGCUCUUCAUGUACGGGCUGAAGCUUCUGCUGGCCAGGUCUCAAGCUGAAAGGGCCGCCGUGAGAAAAGCCGUUCUCUGGGGAUUCCCCUAUGGCACGCAGUACGCCUGGAUGCUGUGUAUGACGGCCAUCAUUGUUAGCUACAGCAUUCCCUGUCCACUGAUCACACCCUUUGGACUCCUAUACUUAUUUUUCAAGCAUGUGACAGAUCGCUACAAUAUCUUCUUUGCGUACAGCCCCUCGCGAAUAGACAAGCACCUCCAUGGGUCAGCGGUGACUUUUGUCUUGUGGGCUGUCAUCUUGCUGCAGUUCAACGUUGUCUUCUUUACAGGACUGAGAUCAGAGGGCUUUGACCCAGUGUUCAUCUUCUCCUCUGUGGCCUUGUUCAUCACUCUGCUGAUCUUUGUGGGGAGGAUCAGCUUCGGCUGGUUCAAGCACAUACGUCCUCCAAGAUACAGGAAUAUCAAUGAAAGAGAGAACGGAGAGCCUACAAAUGAUGAGUCUCCUGAGAUGACCAUUUCCAAGCCAUUUGUAGCAAGCGUGCUCACUCAGGAUCUCUCUGAAGACCAGGAAGUCAAUGGGCCAGGUUGGCAGCCUGGGUAUGGGUCAACAGACGGCGGUGAAACAAACCCAGCGGAAGAGGUCCUGCCAUCAGCCCAGAUGACUUAA